Anas platyrhynchos (mallard) is the source of this 1941-nucleotide messenger RNA. Lineage: Eukaryota; Metazoa; Chordata; Aves; Anseriformes; Anatidae. The record is from RefSeq and is a predicted model, not a curated record.
AUGCCGGGCCGGGGGGAGCCGUCGGGGGGCCGGGCGGUGGCGGCGGUGCCGGUUCCCGUUGCGGUCCCGGUGGCGGCGGCCCCGAGCCCGGCGGCGAUGCGCAGCGCCCUCCCCGAGCGGGCGGCGCGGCCGAGCCAAGGGGGGCUUCGGGCCAAGGGUUUCGCCAUCACCGACCUGCUGGGGCUGGAGGCCGAGCUGCAGCCGCCCCCCGGGGCCGCCCCCGGGCCCGCAGGAGGCUACGAGGGCGGCGGGGCGCUGGGUUUGGGGUUGGGGUUGCUGUGUGGCUUGGCCGGGCCGGGAGCCCCCUGCUUGCUGCCCGCCCCCCUGCCGCUGCUCCCGGCUCGAGGACCCCGACCGGGUCCCCCCGGGCCACCUCCAGCCCCCCGUCGCCACAAGGAGAGCGUGUCCGAUGAGGACAGCCUGUCCGGGGAUGCCAGCGACCUGAAGAUGCCGGCCUCGCAGAUCAAGAGGAAGAAGAGGCGGCACAGGACGGUGUUCACAGCCCACCAGCUGGAGGAGCUGGAAAAGGCUUUCAACGAAGCUCACUACCCCGACGUCUACGCCAGGGAGAUGCUGGCGGUGAAGACGGAGCUGCCGGAGGACAGGAUACAGGUUUGGUUUCAGAACCGAAGAGCCAAGUGGCGGAAGAGGGAGAAGUGCUGGGGCCGGAGCAGCGUGAUGGCCGAGUACGGGCUGUACGGCGCCAUGGUGCGGCACUCCAUCCCGCUGCCCGAGUCCAUCAUCAACUCCGCCAAGAGCGGGCUGGUGGGGUCCUGUGCCCCCUGGCUGCUGGGCAUGCACAAAAAGUCGAUGGAGGUGAGCAGGAAGGCAGAGAGCCAAGAGAAGCUGGCAGAUGGCUGGCGAGCGGAGCCGGAUGAGGAGGAACUCCAAGGGAAGCAGGCCAGUUCCCAGAGGAGCUCUGACAAACUUAGCCCCAUGAAAAACCCUGAGGACACAGCCAUUGACCUCUCCAGGACAGCCAAGCACGAGAAGAGGAGCAUACCGAGGCAGUGCAUCAACGGGGACCCUGCCACGGAGCAGAAGGACAAGGACCACUGAGCUUGGGCUGCCCCGCAGGAGGCCAGACCUCACAGCUUCCUGGGGAGAUAAGAAUAUUUAUUAACACAUAUAUAUAUAUUUUUCUGAAGUCAUUGAACUUUGAGAUGGUGCAGGAGCUUACAAACGCCUCCUCUGAGCACUGCCGCCCCUGCACAGCACCCGUGUGGCAAGUCCCUCUGCUUCAAGCACACAAUUCUCCCACCUCAACCAGCAGCGGGGUUUUUAAACAUGGUAGGGUCCCUCCUCAAGCUGGUGUAACCUGACAGGCCUGCCAGUUUAUACCUCCUGAGGAUCCGGCCUGCCAACGCAGCCUUACCACUGGAUUUACACUGUGUAGCUUCCCUAACUCACGUCUGGGAGAAGGGGGGAAAGACGUUUUUGUUAUGCAACAAUUUUGUACACUCUUGAAUGUGACCUGCCAUGCUAUGCAUACUAGAACAGACCUUUUUUGAAAAGCAAGCCAUAGUACCCUGGAACAAUUAAACAGUUUUGUGAACUGACAUAAGAAAAUAUUUUGUAAUUAUCUGUAAAUAGUGUAAUGUGAGAGGCGUUUCUUGGUUGUCCUAUAUUUAUGUCCAAAAGCACUUUAGUGAUCUGGAUUUUGGAAUGUGGCUGUCCCCGUUUUGUCCAUUUAUUUAUUACGCAUCCGUAAGUAAAAUUGUGGUGUAUCUUUGGUUUUCACGCUCUGCAUCGUGAUUUCUUUUAUUUUACUUUGGCAGGUGUUGUGGUAGUUGCUAGCUUAGAGAAGAUCCUGGACAGACCCGUGCCUAAACAGGGUUUGAGCGCUGUGUACUCACACAGGGGAGCAGAGUGAAGCCCUCGUGUGUCUCUCCAGAGCUGAGGCCCAGUUCAGCGGCCUCCACAUGCCCAAAGGCGAUUGAU